This is a messenger RNA of Schistocerca nitens (vagrant locust), 2955 nucleotides long. It is a transcript of the gene RanBPM, whose product is annotated as ran-binding protein 9. Gene Ontology annotation, molecular function: protein binding. Gene Ontology annotation, cellular component: cytoplasm. The transcript is spliced from 9 exons. The record is from RefSeq and is a predicted model, not a curated record. Bases 37 to 1785 code for a protein of 582 amino acids. Gene Ontology annotation, biological process: cytoskeleton organization; cell surface receptor signaling pathway. Lineage: Eukaryota; Metazoa; Arthropoda; Insecta; Orthoptera; Acrididae.
GCUAAGAGUCUUUGGCUACGGAUAUCGAAAAUAAAAAUGGCCGCCGUCGGCAAUGGACGGAGUAUGAUGGAUCCUCAAUCAGGAACGCAAAAUUCACUCGUUGAUCGUAUUAAGUGCCUGUAUCCUAUGGUUAAUGAAGAGGAGACGCCGUUACCGAGGUCAUGGAGUCCAAAAGAUAAAUAUAACUAUAUUGGAUUGUCUCAAAAUAAUUUGAGAGUGCAUUAUAAAGGUCAUGGGAAAACACACAAAGAUGCUGCAAGCGUACGGGCCACUCACCCUAUACCUGCAGCCUGUGGUCUGUACUAUUUUGAAGUGAAAAUUGUUAGUAAAGGCAGAGAUGGAUACAUGGGGAUUGGAUUAUCUGCACAGGGUGUAAAUAUGAACAGGCUUCCAGGUUGGGACAAGCACUCAUAUGGCUACCAUGGCGAUGAUGGACAUUCAUUCUGCUCAUCAGGCACAGGACAGCCUUAUGGACCAACAUUUACAACUGGUGAUGUUAUAGGCUGUGGUGUCAACCUUGUUGACAAUACUUGUUUUUAUACUAAAAAUGGCCACAACCUUGGUGUGGCAUUCACAGACCUACCACCAAACCUCUACCCAACAGUUGGGCUUCAGACACCUGGAGAAGUUGUUGAUGCAAAUUUUGGCCAGUCACCAUUUGUGUUUGACAUUGAAGAUAUGAUGCGGGAGCUACGGGCUCGCACUCUGCGUACAAUUCACGAGUUUCCUGUUCCAGACAACCGUGGAGAAUGGCAGGCUACUCUUCAUAAGAUGGUAUCAACUUACCUUGUGCAUCAUGGGUACUGUGCAACAGCUGAGUCAUUUGCAAAUGGCACAGGACAGGUCUUCGAAGAAGAUCUAACAUCAAUUAAAAAUAGGCAGCGAAUUUUAAAACUGGUGCUGGCAGGACGUAUGGGUGAAGCAAUUGAAACAACAAGCGAGUUGUACCCAGGUCUGCUGGAACGAGAUCAGAAUCUUCUGUUCCUGCUAAAGUGUAGGCAAUUUGUAGAGAUGGUGAACGGCUCCGACUCGGAAGUCUGCCCACCACGUUGCCCUAGAGGGCAACCGUUUUCCUCGCCUCCACACCACUUGGCCCCACCACCUACGUCGCCUCCUCAACCAUCACCACCUUCAAAUUCGUCAAGUCAGCAAGUUGGAAAAGCCAGGAGAAAUACAGUGGAAGAAAACAACCUCAAUAAUAUGAACAUGGCAAUGAAUGGCAGCAGUGAAAUCAUCCGUCCACCACCAUGUGCCGGCGAUGCCGAUAUUGACAUGGAGGAGCCUAGGAAUGGCCACUCCACGAAUGGUUACCAAAAUGGCAGUAGUCAUCGGCUUGAAGAAGAAAUUCAGGAGGAGGAAAUGGAAGUGGAUGUUCCUGUUAACACUGUACAGCCAGUCAGCAGUAGUAGGAGACAACUAUGUGGUGGUAGCAAACCAGCUGUUGAACGGAUGCUGGAAUUUGGACGAGAACUGUACAACAUGAGUCUGCAUCUUCGGCAAGAGCAAGGCCGUAGUGAGGCCAACAAGAAGAUGUUACAAGAUGCCUUUAGCCUUCUUGCAUAUUCAAAUCCAUGGAAUAGCCCUGUUGGCUGGCAGUUGGAUCCUGUUCAGAGGGAGACAGUAUGUUCUCUCCUUAACUCUGCAAUUCUAGAAUCGAGCAAUCUUCCUCGUCGGCCACCACUGGAAGUAGCAUUGGCACAUGCACGUGAGCUCGUUCGCCUUAUGUCGAGGUCUGGACUCGGAUCCUGUGCUUUCGCCAAUGUGGAUGACCUGUUGCGUCAUUGAUCUCCUUGUCAUUUGCACUGUUGUUUUUAGUCCUGCCCUUCAAACUUCCCCUCCAUGUGUGGAGAAGCUGCCAUGGCAGCUGUAUGUGCUACAGUUGUUAGGAAUUUAGUGCCACAACUAGGGUGUUGUUUUACUAUGCUAGUGAGAAGUGGAUCAGCAAGCAUUUUAUUGGUUUCUAAUGUAUGUGUGUCUCUAAUGAAGAACUAUUGUCAGAUUAAGUUGGAAGAUUUUUUUCUUUUUCUUUUUGUAUGAUGUAAGAAUCACUGGCAUCUGUUUAUUUUCGUGGUCUUGAAAAGCUUAUGUCAGAACCUAUCAGUUGAAGAAAGUGGUUUAGAAAUGGAUUGAAUGUCAGAGAACCUUUGACUGAAUUCAUAUUUAAUUAUUUUCUUCGCUCAUCUGAAUUGUCUCACUUGUGGACAAUCCUUUGGACAUAUUUUACCAAAAAUUAAAUUUUGCAAAUGUUGAACAUGUUGAUGCGUAACAGUGAAGUUCGUAUAAAAUUUGAACUUCGUGUGUCUUACAGUGCUUGUAAGAUACUUUUACAACAGCUUUGCUCCUACCUGAAUUAAAUAUGGAUGUUGUAUCUGGAAGCUCAAGAAGAUAACCAAGGAAGAUAAUUCACCAAAACAUAUAGUGAUCAUGAUCCUGCACUGCACCCUUUUGUGGGCCCUGUUACUGAGCUGGUACGAUUGGCUUUGUGGUUGUUAAGGAGUAACAUUGUGACAUUUUAGUGCAAUAUGGAUAAAAAUCUUUCUUCAGCUUGGUAAUGUCUGUUGUGUAGUUAGACGAAGGGUGCUGUGCAUGUACACAGUUUUCCAAGGAUGUUGAUUGUUUCCAAAUAUCGGGUUUCCCUCAGUGGAACAUAUUGGGCUGUUCCUUUGAUAUUCUGCACGAGAACUGUAGAUAGUGGAAGAACUGGAGCCAUCAUGGUGGGGACUACUACAUAUUUUUAAAUGUGUGUUUCAAGAGCUGUGUUGAACAUUUUCUAUAUUUUGUUACGUGUGAUUAUUGAAGUUGUGUCUGCUAUUGAAUUGUCAUUGUAAACAUUUGAAAAAGAAUCAUCUUUUUUUGAUUUGGUACUUUGAUAAAGAAAUUUUUAAGGUAAAUAUUAAAAAUAGUACAACUUUAUUUUAUAAUUCAUCAGUGAUUCAUUAAAUUCUUUCCUUUUUA